CUAGCAUACAGACUGUUUAGUAGGCUACCAGAGCGAUUUUGGCAAUCAACUUGAGUCCGAAUAAAGACAUGAAUACCGCGGAAUAUUCGGGGUAUCUUCCAGAGUUAUGUCCUAUCUGGACUGCCAGUGCCACUUACUCUCCAUCUAAUCCCGGGAGAAUAUACUGGUGGAACUCCAGAUAUGAGUGCAGCCCAAAGGACCGGUUGAAGGAUUUCUAUAGGUGGAGUGCAAUUAAUUGGCGCAGGAAUUCGUAUGAUAAGUUUGACUGUAGGGCUACCUCAGGAGUUACUACCACGGCACAGUCAACCACCCACUCCACUACCACCACGUUGAGUAGUGGGACCUACCAGCUAGUCCAGCACGAAAUCCUCACCUCUAGGGCUAGUAGCUAUGAGGUGUUAGAGUUCCUUGGUCAAGGCACCUUUGGUCAGGUGGCCAAAUGCCUAAAGCGUGACACCAACGAGAUUGUGGCCAUAAAAAUCCUAAAAAAUCAUCCUGACUAUAUCCGGCAAGGACAAAUCGAGGCCAGAAAUCUGAAAAGGCUCUCCAUGGAGGACACUGACAGAUUUAACUGUGUCCGCUGGUAUGAGUCCUUCCAGCACAAAUCCCAUAUCUGUUUGGUUUUUGAGAUGCUGGGGCAGAGCCUUUAUGAUUUCAUGCAGGACAGAAAUUUUAGUCCACUCAGGCUUGCAUGCGUAAGGCCUAUACUACAACAGGUUGCCAAGGCCCUGACCAAGCUCAAAAGCCUGGGCAUAAUCCACACAGACCUCAAGCCGGAGAACAUCAUGCUAGUGGACCCCGUCCACCAGCCCGGCCGCAUUAAAGUCAUUGACUUCGGCUCAGCCACCCAUGUGUCUGAGGCUGUGUGCUGUAGCUACCUGCAGUCGCGGUUCUACCGUUCUCCAGAGAUUAUCCUUGGGCUGCCCUUCUGUGAGGCCAUUGACAUGUGGUCACUAGGAUGUGUGGCAGCUGAACUCUUUCUUGGCUGGCCUCUGUAUCCUGGACAUUCGGAAUAUGACCAGGUUCGGUACAUCUCCGAGACCCAGGGACCUCCACCCGAGUACUUGCUCAGUGCAGGCUCGAAGACGGGCAACUAUUUUAACAGAUGGCCUGACUCCACCUAUCCUCUCUGGAGCCUCAAGACUCUAGCUGAAAUUGAGGCUGAGAUGGGAGUCAAGUCAAAAGAGACCCGCAAGUUUAUAUUCCGAUCCCUGGAUGACAUGGUCAACAUUGCUGGUCUUGAUGCGACUGACCUCCUGGACCGGCAUGAGUUUGUUGACCUCUUGAAGGGAAUGCUGACCCUGGAUGGUGACGAGAGGAUUACCCCCCUUCAGGCACUCAGCCACCCCUUCCUGGCACAUCUGGGUCAGAGCACAUACCAUCCUCCAAGGUCCAAGCGCCUGCCUGUGUUCGCACAGAUGACCCAUCGCCUCUGCACCUUUUCAGAACAAGCCUCUGCCGUCCCAGUGGCCCUGAACAUGGGCACCCAUCACAGCAGCGGUCAGCAGAACGAUGGAGAGCCGAGCUAGUGUGGACCAGAGGGCAGACAUCUUUGGCCAUGUGAGAGUCGAUGACUCCUUGGACUCUAACUCGUUCACCAGCAAUCCUGCAAGAUCCAAGCGGCUGCCGGUGUUUGUAGAGAUCACUUCUCGCAAGUCCUCUGCCAUCUCAGGGGCCCUGAACAUGGGCACCCAUCACAGUAGGAGGUGCAAGAAGAGGAAAACGGAGAGCCGAGCUAGCAGAGUGGACCAGAGGGAAGACAUCUGCAGCCACGUGACUGAUCAUGACUCCCAGGACUCCAGCACCAGCAGUCCUCCAAAGGUCUAAGCGUCUGCCGGUGUUUGUUGAGAUCCCCUCUCGCCUCUCCAGCUCUUUAGAGCAAGCUUCUGCUAUAGCACAACAGUUUGAUCAGGCAACAGCAUCCUCUCUGGAACAUUCUGGAAGUGGUAGCAGCAGCGGCAGCUCACUCUCUCACCAGCUCCCCUUGCCUGUGACUUCGAGUGGUGCUGUCUCUGCAUACUUGUCUUCUUCAGCGUAUCGGGCCUACCUAUCCUCCAUACUGGCAUCUGUCACACAGGCAGAGGACCAGCUCCAUGUCCCCGCCUCCUUCCCCCAGCAUCAGCAGGCGCAGACAUGCAGGUGCUCCACUAUGGUCCACGGCCUCGACCACCAGAACUCCAACCAGCAGCUCCUCUGCCUGUGAUGACAACAGCAGCGCUCGGCUUGAGUCUUGGCAGAGGUCAAAUA
Molecule: messenger RNA, 2247 nt
Organism: Alosa alosa (allis shad)
Lineage: Eukaryota; Metazoa; Chordata; Actinopteri; Clupeiformes; Clupeidae
Product: homeodomain-interacting protein kinase 1-like
Exons: 10
Coding region: 69-1529 (486 amino acids)
Biological process (GO): intrinsic apoptotic signaling pathway in response to DNA damage by p53 class mediator; peptidyl-threonine phosphorylation; peptidyl-serine phosphorylation
Cellular component (GO): PML body; cytoplasm; nucleus
Molecular function (GO): protein serine/threonine kinase activity; protein tyrosine kinase activity; ATP binding
Source: RefSeq, a predicted model, not a curated record